AUGGGCAAGCCUCUUGCCAUCAGAUCUGGCGGUCAUCAAUACAGUGGUGCAUCUUCAACUGGCUCCCAGGGUAUCCAGCUAGACUUGAAGCCUACCUUUCGCCGGCCCAACAUUGAUCUUAAUAUCCUGCGGGAGAAUGGCAAAGUGUACCUUCGCUCUAGUGUCAGCUGGCAACUGACCGAAAUCUUUGACUUUCUCAAAGAUAACGGCGUUUUUAUGCCAACUGGCCAGUGUUCUACCGUCUGUCUGGGUGGGCACGUUCAAGACCGGCGGUCAAGGUUACCAAAGACUCCCACCCAGAUCUCUUAUACAGGUUUCUCGGUGGCAGUCCCGGCAACCCUUGGUGUCCUGACACACUUCAAGAUUGAAGUUCAGGAUGACAAGAAUCAUCAGGGCUCCAAGGGUCUUUGGGCUGGUUUCGCUUACAAGGAGGAGACGCUCAAAGCUCUACUCGAUAUCCUUGUGCAGAAGGGAGAGGAUUCCAAGUUGCCUCGGGGCUAUGAUUUUACGGUCAACAUUCUCAGCAGACAGGCUAAUCUUUUGGAUCCUUUCCCUGGUUCUGAGGACGAGCUUAAGCAGAAAUUGUCAGAUGAUGUUCAUGACGGAAAGGACAAUAUUGCUGAUCUUCUCAAGUUCAAGUAUGCAAUGAUUAUCGUCUAUGCCCAACGGGUCAAUCUCAACAAAGAGCCAUAUUCACCCGAUCUCUUUACCCAAAUCAAAAACGUACCAAAUGAGUUCAAGAUUGUCAAAGAGGCUCCUGAAGACACCCCGAUGUCCGUUAUCGCUUCCAUGUGGUUAUUCGGCAGUCCCCGCGAGUUUCCCUACCCCUACGACAAGCGCACCAACAGCACCACCUCAACCGAGCUCUCCAAAACAGGCUGA
This is a messenger RNA of Fusarium verticillioides 7600, 882 nucleotides long. RefSeq lists its product as hypothetical. The record is from RefSeq and is a predicted model, not a curated record. Bases 1 to 882 code for a protein of 293 amino acids. Lineage: Eukaryota; Fungi; Ascomycota; Sordariomycetes; Hypocreales; Nectriaceae. The transcript is spliced from 2 exons. Gene Ontology annotation, molecular function: flavin adenine dinucleotide binding.